AUGUCAUCCUGUGAUGAUGAUGAGGGACAAGACAGUGGAAGAAUUUGGAUCAAGAAAUGUGUUAGUGCAGAGAAAAAAGAUACAGCAAUAAAGUAUGUAAGUUUGAUAAUUCUUGUGGUUCAAAACGCAUCACAAGUGCUAGUUAUGCGGUAUGUGCGGACCCGACCGCGUGAAAUGUUCCUCUCGACAGUGGCAAUUUUUUUCGCAGAAGUUGUCAAACUGAUCGUUUGCAUCUUGUUCCUUACUAUUCAGGAAAAGAGCUUGAUAAGAUGUUUGAAAGUAAUGUAUGAGGACAUAAUCAAACAGCCGAUUGAUACUUUGAAGGUAUGCGUGCCAGCUGUGAUAUACGUUAUUCAAAACAAUCUGCUUUAUGUUGCUGUAUCUAAUUUACCUGCAGCAACUUAUAUGGUGACUUAUCAGCUUAAGAUUCUUACAACAGCACUUUUUACUGUCACCAUCCUUCGAAGACGUCUUUCACUGCUCCAGUGGCUGGCACUUGUUUUGCUUUUUGGAGGAAUUGCGUUGGUUCAGCUGGAUGAUCAAAGAGCCAAUGCUAAUAAGGUAGUGAAAGAAAAUAUAACAUCUAUCCGAGAUGACAGUUCCAAAACUGCAAAACUGGAAACACCUUAUAAACAUAUUGUGGAACAAAAUCCCAUCAGUGGCUUCGCUGCUGUUUUAGUUGCUUGUAUUUUAUCGGGAUUUUCUGGCAUAUAUUUGGAGAAAAUAUUGAAAGACUCGGAUGUAGCAGUAUGGAUACGAAAUGUGCAACUUGCGAUUAUCUCACUCCCAGUUGCUUUGGCUAAUGUUUUCAUACAGGAUAGAAGGAAGGUGCUAGAACGGGGUAUGUUGGUUGGUUUUGAUAUUGUGGUAUGGUGUCUGAUAAUUCUGUCGUCUAUCGGUGGUAUCACUGUUGCUGUUGUCAUAAAAUAUGCCGAUAAUAUUCUGAAGGCAUUUGCCGCAUCCAUUGCCAUCAUUGUAGCUUGCAUCGCAUCUGCAUUGCUUUUUCAAUUUCGUCCAGCUGUUCUGUUUCUUGUUGGUAGUGUAUUUGUCAUUGGAGCUAUUUUCAUGUAUAGUUUGUUUCCUUAUAAGAAGAAAUAUCAGCAAACGCCGACUGAGCCUUUAUAUGCAACUCAGCAGAAAGAUGAAACAGCAGCUGUCUGA
This is a messenger RNA of Loa loa (African eye worm), 1161 nucleotides long. RefSeq names its product UDP-galactose transporter. Lineage: Eukaryota; Metazoa; Nematoda; Chromadorea; Rhabditida; Onchocercidae. The coding region runs from base 1 to 1161 and encodes 386 amino acids. The record is from RefSeq and is a predicted model, not a curated record. The transcript has 7 exons. Gene Ontology annotation, cellular component: Golgi membrane. Gene Ontology annotation, biological process: pyrimidine nucleotide-sugar transmembrane transport. Gene Ontology annotation, molecular function: UDP-galactose transmembrane transporter activity.